Messenger RNA from Rattus norvegicus (Norway rat), 9305 nucleotides. RefSeq names its product ess-2 spliceosome associated protein (gene Ess2). Gene Ontology annotation, biological process: mRNA splicing, via spliceosome. NCBI's taxonomy places the organism in Eukaryota, Metazoa, Chordata, Mammalia, Rodentia, Muridae. Gene Ontology annotation, cellular component: catalytic step 2 spliceosome; nucleus. The record is from RefSeq and is a predicted model, not a curated record.
UGUUGGAGCGGUGCCGACGCCGCCCGGGCGGUUCUGGGAUAGCGAUGGGGACGCCCGGGGUCUCGGCGGGUGCUCUCUUUCUGUCCUCUGCGUCCGCGCCCCCGAGGAAGCGCGCGGCUGGGGAGGCCGGAGAGGCCGGGGUUGCGAAAAGCAAGCAGCGGGUCCUGGAUGAAGAAGAGUACAUCGAGGGACUUCAAACAGUUAUCCAGAGAGACUUCUUCCCUGAUGUGGAGAAACUACAGGCACAGAAGGAGUACCUGGAGGCUGAGGAAAAUGGAGAUUUGGAGCGCAUGCGCCAGAUUGCCAUCAAGUUUGGCUCUGCCUUGGGCAAGAUCUCUCGGGAACCUCCGCCACCGUACGUUACUCCAGCCACCUUUGAAACUCCUGAGGUACACCCGGGCUCUGGUGUGCUAGGCAGCAAGCCCCGGCCCCAGGGCCGAGACCCAGAGGAUGGAGAGGCUGGAGAGGAGGAGGAGAAGGAGCCGCUGCCCAGCUUGGAUGUCUUUUUGAGCCGCUACACAAGCGAGGACAAUGCCUCUUUCCAGGAGAUCAUGGAGGUGGCCAAGGAAAAAAGCCAUGCUCGCCAUGCGUGGCUGUACCAGGCUGAGGAGGAAUUUGAGAAGCGACAGAAAGAUAAUCUUGAACUCCCAUCGGCAGAGCACCAAGCCAUUGAGAGCAGUCAGGCUGGAGUGGAGACCUGGAAGUACAAGGCCAAGAACUCUCUCAUGUACUAUCCCGAGGGUGUCCCUGAUGAAGAGCAGUUGUUUAAGAAGCCACGGCAGAUAGUACACAAGAACACACGUUUCCUCCGGGACCCCUUCAGUCAGGCUCUGAGCAGGUCCCAGCUUCAGCAGGCAGCUGCCCUCAAUGCCCAGCACAAACAGGGCAAGGUUGGCCCUGAUGGCAAGGAGCUCAUUCCCCAGGAGUCCCCCAGAGUGGGUGGCUUUGGAUUCGUUGCUACUCCUUCUCCUGCUCCUGGUAUGAAUGAGUCCCCACUGAUGACGUGGGGAGAGGUUGAGAACACACCCCUGCGAGUUGAAGGAUCUGAGAGCCCCUAUGUGGACAGGACACCUGGACCCACGUUCAAGAUCUUGGAGCCAGGACGCAGGGAGCGUCUGGGCCUGAAGAUGGCCAAUGAAGCAGCUGCCAAAAACCGGGCCAAGAAGCAGGAAGCAUUGAGGAGAGUGACAGAGAACUUGGCCAGUCUUACUCCCAAAGGCCUGAGCCCAGCCAUGUCCCCAGCCCUACAGCGCCUCGUAAGCAGGACAGCCAGCAAGUAUACGGAUCGUGCCCUGCGGGCCAGCUAUACACCAUCCCCAGCACGCUCUACCCACCUCAAGACCCCAGCUGGUGGGCCGCAGACACCCACAAGCACACCAGCCCCUGGGUCUGCUACACGCACACCUCUCACACAAGACCCAGCCUCCAUCACAGACAAUCUGCUGCAGCUCCCUGCCCGGCGCAAAGCUUCAGACUUCUUUUAAAGCCAGGCCUGGCUGGACUUGUGGAUAUUUUGUAGGACACUGUGGAGCGUCGAGGGCAGCUUUGUACUCCUCAGAGGAUCCAGGCCUUGGAGCCCCAGGCCACAGGCAGUUGACUAUUCCAGGAACCACAAGUAUACAGUGCUGCUGCAUGACCAGGGUGGCACAUCAUGCUAACUACUCUCUUGGGAGUAUAGCGUUGGUGCUGUCCCCCAGGGCCCUGCUGAAACUGCCUUCUAGUAAACCCCCAAUUGAAUCUCAUUAAAGAACACCUGGCACUGUCUGGCCGGGCUGCCGAUCCAUGUCCUGGGGCCCAUGUGGGUGUCUUGGGAUCUCGGGGUUAGAAGCAAGGGGCUCUAGGGGAGGAAACCUUGGCUCACAGAGCUGCCUUCUAUGCUGAGAUCACCCCAGAGCCUUCUACUGUAAAGGGUAGCACAGACCCCAAACAUUGCACCAUUGCGCUCAUGGGCCUCUCAGCCAGGGCUGACCAUUGGGUCUGUUGGUUAUGGGAGGCUCACCAGAACCAAUCCUCUUCCUGUGACUUGAGCAAGUUCCUCCCAGCAAUCUGGCUGCCUCCCAGUGUUUUCAGCUCUGCCUACUGGACUCUGCUGAGACACCAGCUUUACCUCAGCCUGAGCUGUACUCUGAGAAGAGUGUGGACUACCUGCAAACUAGAGGCCAGCUAUGCCUGUGAGCCUGUGCCUACAGAAAGACCUAAAGGGUCCCUGCUCAGCCUAACAGAGUCAAAACACUGAUCUAGUUUUCAGGCCUCAAGUGGCUUCCUAGGGCCGCCCUCUGAACAGCCCAAGCUGUUGAGGCAGCCUGAAGCACACCAGAGUCUUCUCACUCUUGAUCUUGCUUCGAUUCCAUGAGAGCCACCUUUUCUAGUCUGCUGGCAUUGGGCCUAUCAAGCCCAGCACUCACGUUCUCUGGAGACCACCAAGGUUGGGUACCUUCCUCCUCGGGCCUUGUACUUAGUUUUUGUCAGUUUGACAGAAGCUAGGAUCACCUGGGAAGACAGAACCUCAAUUGGAGAAUUACCUCAUCAGAUUGGCCUGACAGCAUGUCUGCAGGCAUUUUCUUGUUGCUAAUUGAUAGUGGUGCUUGGGCAAGUGGUGCUGGGUUGUGUAAGAAAGCCUCGGAGGAAGCUAGAAAGGAAGCCAGCCAGGAAGCAGCACUCCUUCAUGGUUUCUGCUUCAGCUCCUACUUGAGUUCCUGCUCUGGCUUCCCUCAGUGAUGGACUGUGACCUGAAUGUGUGAGCUGAAUAAACCAUUUCCUCCCUUAAGUUACUUUUCUAUCAAGUGUUUAGUGUUUUCUAUCAAGGCAACAGAGACAAACUAGGCCAGGCCUCUACUAACCAGAAGCUCCCCACAGUGAGGCAACCCUGGGACCCUCAGGGCUGGAGCUGGGAUCUUCUGCUCAGGAAGCUUGAGAUUUAAACCAAGGAUUCCUCCAGUAAGAGAAAGCAGAUACUGGAGACAGGGAGAAUGGGUGUGAUCUGGGUGCUGGCCACCUCCAGCAUUUGGCCAGUAUGAGGGAGUCUUUAAGGAGAGGUGGAACCAGGAAAUGGUGCCUAAGGAACUUUGAUUGAGGGCUGCUAAGGGUCUACAUUGCAGGUCUACAGAAUGGGUAAAAUAGCAACAAGUUUCCAGGCGGGCUGCCCCAUUCCUGGGGAUGGUGAGGGUGAGACUUGCACAGGAAAGGUCUGAAUUUGAUUGCCCCUGAAGUGAAUGGACAAUGAGCACUGUGUAAGAACAAAACAGGGGCGGGGUGGCUUGUAUUGCUUAAGAUAAGAGAGAGGCAUGGAGCUGUCCAGUGCUAGAGGCCUUGGGGAUGGAGGAAAGUCAGAAGCCAACAUGUGUGAGCCUAGCAAAAGGACCUUGAUAGAGGUCCCCCUGCCACAGGCCUCACUGAGUCUGCCUGUGCCUGUGUACAGGUUCCUAAACCCCUGUGCUGGAGAUCCCCGCGCUGGAUGAGUCCUAGAGAAAAAGACUCCCCACUGGGCACUCUCAAUGCUUGUAUACACUUUGUGGUUUAUUUGGUGGUCAGUAAUUAAUGGCUUUGCUACGAAGUGGAAGAAAGCUAAUAGAACGUAAUCAAAAUAGUGGUUUAAUUGACGGAUUUUACUUGUUCCUUGCACCUGUGCCUUCUUCAGCUCCUACCUCCUACUUAGCUUAUGUGGGUGCAGACUGCACACCAUGAUCCCCCAGGGCCCUCUCCGCCACUAGGUACUUGCUUUCCCCACCUCAGCUCCAGAGAUGUGAUGGUCUUUAGCUCUGGAAGUCUCCGCCAGCCUCUCCUCCAUCCUGUCUUCAUUCUCAGGUGCUACCAGCAGCCGGUGCUGGGGUUUGCUCCCCAGUUUGUGGUCAGGCCGGUGUUCGGGUCUUGAGCCUGGUCGAGUAUCCAACUUGCAAUCAGCUCGAUACUUGCCUUCCCCCUCCCUCUUGAAGGAGGCAGAAGACAUGGCUUUGGGCUUGGGGGGCUGAAGCCACGAGUGGCUGAGGAUCUCAUCAAUGUGCAGCCUCCGGUUGACAUCUGGCUGUAGGAUGCGGUAGAUGAGGUCCUUGCACUCACCAGUUAGAUUCUUGGAGCGUGGGAAGUCCACUCGGUGCUCCUUCUGGAUGCGCAGCAUCUUUUUGAUGUCAGAGUCAUCGUAGGGCAUGGAGCCACAGACCAUGAUGUAGAGGAUCACACCCAGGCUCCAGAUGUCAUACACCUUGGGCUGGUAGGGGAUGCCCUGCAGCACCUCGGGGGCCGCAUAAGCUGCUGACCCACAGAAGGUUUUGCUGAGGACGAUGCGCCCGCUCCCGUCCCGCAGGCAGCGCUUGGAGAAGCCGAAGUCAGACAGCUUGAUGUUGAAGUCCUUGUCAAGCAGAAGGUUCUCACACUUGAGGUCUCGGUGGACGACAUCCAGAUCAUGGCAGUACUUGACGGCUGAGGAGAGCUGGCGGAACAUCUUGCGUGCCACAUCCUCGUGCAGGGCUCCUCGGCACUUGAUGAACUCGAGGAGGUCGCCCUGGACGCCCAGCUCCAUGACAAUGUAGAUGCGUCCAUCAGAGGUCUCAAAGAUCUCAUAGGUCUUAAUGAUGGAACGGUGGUUGACAGUCGCCAGGAUGUCCAUCUCCCUAGGAAGGAAUCUCUCCACAAAGUCAGUGGGUGUUUUCUUGCGGUCUAUGAUCUUGACUGCCACAUUGAACUUGAGGCGCUCUGAGUAGGCAGAUUUGACUUUUGCAUAGGAGCCCUUGCCCAGAUUGAUUCCCACGAUGUAACCCUUCUUCCUUAGGACCGCGGCAUCGUCCAUGGUGCCAGGAGCGGCCGGUGCCGCCGCCCUCUACAUCCCCUCCCCACACGGGCCAGCAGGCAUUGUCCUCAUUCCCACUGUGGGGAGGCGUCUGGCUGGGCUGGGCCUGGAGUGGAACGCUCAGCAUUGUCACCAAGUGACCAGCGAAUGAAGUCAUAAAGCUGGGCUGCUGGGAGUGGGGACUAGGCUUGGGGGAAUGGGGCCCCUGGACGGAAGCCAGGAAGGCCUAGAAGGAGCACCCCCUCCCCACCCACUGGAAUGAAGCUGGCAUUCAGGCCUGUGGUAACCCUCCCUGGCCCUUUUUCUUGCUGUGACUUCGUUGUCACCAGUGAGGCCCAAAGAGAAGCCAUACAGGUUCAGUCUCUGUUUCACUGUGGGGCCAUGGGAGUCGGGCCUGUGUCGGUCCUCACUUGACUGGACCCAGUUGGUUGGGGUUUGAAGAAAACUUCCUAUGAGUUUGUGUCAGUCAGUGGAAGCUGCCCAGGUCCAGUCAGUCCAGUGGUGGUUCCAGUCUACUGGAUGAAAGCAGCCCCGUGUCUGGGGCCUGGAGUUGGCAAGGGUCUUUGGGCUACAGAGUGGGCAGAUGACCCACAUCCCUGGUGAACAGGUGUGUGGGGGUGGGAGGGUAGGUUGUACAAGAGGAUGGACUGAGGGUCCAGGUAGGCAGGUGCAUGCUUGGGAGAGUGCGGUGUGGAAGAUAGGGAGGCUUCAACCAGAUGUACAAGGUGGCGAGGUACCCAAGCAGACAAGCGCUGAGAAUGGUUCAAGUGUAAGUCAGGGAAGAAAAAGGUCAUGGAGCUUUUGUCUGCAAAUGAUCGGCAGCCCCUAUAGAGCCUAACACCCUUUUAAGAUGGUUGCUGUUAGGAAGAGAAGCCAGGUGACUUUGGGAUGCAUGUGGAGCCCCAGGGCCUCGGGCCAGAGCAGGCAUCUGAGGGUCGAGGGGAGGGGAGAGGGUUACGAAAAGCCAAUGGGCCUGGUAGUGAGGAGGGGACUGUGUUAGGCUUGGUGCUGGACAGCCCAGGGAUUGAUAGCCCUUAGCGUUGCCCAUGAAGAGCAAGCUUGGAGUUUUGUGAGCAGGUGAGCCAGGCCACAUGAAGGGCUGUGGCAAUGCUCAUUAUUCGCAGUUGGAGUGUCUUGUGUUUUGUGCAUGGAUGUUUGUUUUGCAAGGUGGCAUCAUCUGUCCAUCUUCCUGGCUCCUUUAGAAGUCCCAUGCUCAUUUUCACAUCCCACAGAUGAAAGUCAAACACUUUCAGUGAGUUGCCAGAAUGUGUAAGUGCUGUGCUCAGAGGGCAAGCAAGAAGGCCCAUUUCUAGAUGGGAGGUGGGACAGACAGCAUCAAACAGGAAGUGACAUAGGCGCAGAGGGGAACAAGAAUACACCAUAGAGGCCACCUUGAAGUUCUGGUUCUAAUGCCCAUGAGUGACACACACAGCAGGAGCCCUUGUGUCACUUCUAUCUCAACUGUCUCCUCAUUGAAUUUUAAGCAGCCUCAGGCCACCUUGGUGUCUUCUGUCCCCAAAACCUUGGCAAAAACCACAGAGGUGAAAAGCCAGGUGCCUACACACUUCUCAGAACACCCCACCACUAGCCCCAUGUCUUGGAGCCUUCUGCCCCAUGCAGGUUUCUUCAUGGCAGUGCUGCUCAGAGUCUGUACUAUGCCUGAACCCUAGAUACUUGGUUCUCACAGCAAAGUUCACAGAAGCAGGCUGUAAAGUGUUGUUUGGUCCCAGAAGGCUUUGAGGACAAACCCCCUUGCUGAGCCUGGGGAGAUGGGCAGUCUUCAAAGGUGAAUUGGUGAAGCGCAAGGCCCUGGGUUCGGUCCCCAGCUCCGAAAAAAAGAACAAAAAAAAAAAAAAGGUGAAUUGGCAAGUAUGCUUAUGGCGUACAUGUUGGGGUGGGUGGGGCACUGAUGGGCAGGUCAGCAGGUAGCACUGAAAUCCUGUCUGAGCAUGGGAGGAUGUAGCCUGGGUAUUGCUGUGAACACUGGGAGGCAAUGGGUAGAAAAGCAUACAGUAGGGCAAAGGUGGGCUGGAUGUGGUGUGGGUGCAAGGACAAGUCCAGGAACUCACUGAACACCACUUUUCUAGGGUACUUGGCACUGGUGUCUUCCCAAGGUAGAGAUAUAGGUGGGUUCAGGGUUGAGAUGAGUCUAAAUGUUUUUGGUUUUGUGUAUUAAACCCAUAGAUGUUCAUGAUGUUGCCCAGAGUGAGGUGAAGGAAGGGGCCACAACGGCAAGGUGAGGACUGCCUGGGUCAUGAUGUAAGCAAGGCAGGCAGCACAUGGGAACCAGUGGUGUCAGGUGCAGGCUAUGCCCAUUUGGAAUACCAAUAGCCGCCUUCCUGCCCAUAGAGUUCCGACAUGCUGCCAGUUUUGCUUUGCAGAGGUCAGCUUCCAGCUCUACUGGGGCAUGAUUGGAGGGGAAUGGGAUACAGUCAAAAGCUAUACAGGGCUGUGGGGCAUGCUUGAGUUAGCUAGUGGAGCCCCUACUCCUGGGCUGGGAAACAGCAGUGUGUAGCAACUUAGAGCACAGUUGAGGACUGAGUACCAGCUGGACAGGGAGGAACGUGUCCUAGGCUGGACUGCUAAGCAAGUCCCAAGAGGGACUAUAGGGCUGGUCAGUAUGCCUUCUGUACUCUCCCCAGCCCUCAGGCAUGGUCAUGCAGCCUGCAGCCCUGGGAUAGUGUUAAAACACCUGCCUGACCCUGAGCCCCUGAUGCAGGAAGCCAGCUCUCCUGGUGCAAGACAGGGCUUUGGCUUCCAGCCCUCCUUCUUCUACAGGCAGUCAUGUUCAUCCUUGGGCUAGCCUCCCAUUGUCUUCUCUCCACCCUUCUUUGCACUCCUCAGCCUCCCUCUGGAAGUUAUCUUCUUCUUAUCUUCCGUGGGCUCUGCUCCUCCAAAUGCCCCCCCUCCCCCAACCAGCCUUUCACUGGUACAACUGCCUCACCUCGGCCUAAGGACACAGUCUGGGCUUGGGGCGCAGGAAUGGACUUCCCUAUGAGUGACGAUUUGCAGUCUCACAGGAAGACAAGGGGAGCCCAGGACUACAGUGAUCUGGGUAAAGACAUUCACCUGAGGGUGUGCACCCAUAUAGUGGUUUAUUGCUUCUUUAGCCAUGUGAGUUACCAAGUUCAAAGGAGGGGGAGAAGAAAGUGACGAAAAUAGCUCAUCCGGGAGUGUCUUCCUUCUCUCUCUCGUCCCUUGACUUCUAGGCUCAGGCUUCAAGCCAUGAGCUCUGCCUCCUUCCCUGCUGGCCCCCUGGGCUGCAAGAGGCUCACUAAGUAUGUGUCUCUGAAGGCUGUUGGGGAUGCCCUUCCUCUGUGGCCCUGUUCAGUUCGCUGCUGAGGCCCACGUUCUCUGACUGCCUGGCCACCUGCACAUUAUCUUCCUGGGGUUUUGUCUCAGAUUGGGCCUCAGCUCGUGCCUCUUCCUUAGGCUCCAACUUGGUGGCAGACUUCUUAUCAGCACCAGGUUCAGGGGUCCAUGAGGGCUCAGCGGCCCGGGAGCUUUCCCCUUCCUUGUUGAUGGCUCCAGAGGACAGACCUCGAGUCUUGGGCUGCACCCAGCAGUGGCUGAGGAUCUCAUCAAUGUGCAGCCUCCGGUUGACAUCUGGCUGCAACAUUCGGUAGAUGAGGUCCUUGCACUCACCAGUCAGGUGUUUGGAGCGUGGGAAGUUGACGCGGUGCUCCUUCUGGAUGCGCAGCAUCUUUUUGAUGUUGGAGUCAUCGUAGGGCAUGGAGCCACAGACCAUGAUGUAGAGGAUCACACCCAGGCUCCAGAUGUCAUACACCUUGGGCUGGUAGGGGAUGCCCUGCAGCACCUCGGGGGCCGCAUAAGCUGCUGACCCACAGAAGGUCUUGCUUAAUGUCAGCCGACCACUAUCAUCCCGCAAGCAGCGCUUGGAGAAGCCAAAGUCAGACAGUUUGAUGUUGAAGUCCUUGUCAAGCAGAAGGUUCUCACACUUGAGGUCUCGGUGGACGACAUCCAGGUCGUGGCAGUACUUGAUGGCCGAGGAGAGCUGGUGGAACUUCUUUCGAGCAUCAUCCUCUUGCAGGGCUCCUCUGGUUUUGAUGAAUUCAAGGAGGUCACCCUGGACCCCAAGCUCCAUGACAAUGUAGACCUUGCCAUCUGACGUCUCAAAGAUCUCAUAGGUCUUGACAAUAGAGCGGUGGUUUAGCAUGGCCAGAAUCUCAAUCUCCCGGGGAAGGAAUUUCUCCAGGAAGUCCGUGGGGGCUUUCUUGCGGUCGAUGAUCUUGACCGCCACGUUGAACUUUAGGCGCUCAGAGUAAGCGGAUUUGACUUUGGCAUACGAGCCCUCUCCUAAGUUUAUCCCCAUGAUGUAGCCUCGUCGCUUGAGGACGGCUGCGUCAUCCAUGGUGCCGGGAGUGCCCAGUGCCUCUGAGGCUGCCCUCUACAUCCCUGCCAGACAUGGGCCAGCAGUGUUUUCAUUUAUACUGUGGACAGAGAGUCCUCUGAGCUGGCCAGGCCUGCUGUCCCUGCCUCCUAAGAGGCCCAAGACUCUAAC